AUGAAUCAAGAGAUGGCCGAAAAGCAGGAAAAGGUAGCUGCGCAGGUCGAUGUGCAGACUGCCGACGAUGAUGAUGAGCCCGAUGAGUGGGAGCAGAGGAUUGAUAAGACCGGAUGCGCAGCUGAAAACGCAAAGAUGACGGAUUGCUACUUUGAGCGCAAGGACUGGAGAGCCUGCGCCGCUGAGUUGGCUGCAUUCCAGCAAUGCUGGAAAAAGAACCACAACGACGAACGCACGUCGAUGAAGGACGUCGAGAAAUAA
This is a messenger RNA of Scedosporium apiospermum, 261 nucleotides long. RefSeq lists its product as uncharacterized. The transcript is spliced from 4 exons. Gene Ontology annotation, biological process: mitochondrial respiratory chain complex IV assembly. The coding region runs from base 1 to 261 and encodes 86 amino acids. The record is from RefSeq and is a predicted model, not a curated record. Gene Ontology annotation, cellular component: mitochondrial intermembrane space. NCBI's taxonomy places the organism in Eukaryota, Fungi, Ascomycota, Sordariomycetes, Microascales, Microascaceae.